Molecule: messenger RNA, 1465 nt
Organism: Mugil cephalus (flathead mullet)
Lineage: Eukaryota; Metazoa; Chordata; Actinopteri; Mugiliformes; Mugilidae
Gene: dnaaf4
Product: dynein axonemal assembly factor 4
Exons: 9
Coding region: 100-1329 (409 amino acids)
Biological process (GO): heart development; inner dynein arm assembly; cilium movement
Molecular function (GO): nuclear estrogen receptor binding
Source: RefSeq, a predicted model, not a curated record
GCGGACACUGGUGUUGUGUUCAGAGACUCUUGUUAAUAUUAUUUAGGGAUAAAAGUGAUUUAAUUUUACGACAUUUUAUUAAACCAGUCGCAGAGCAGAAUGCCUUUACUGGUGUCAGACUUCUCGUGGACUCAGACGGACUCCAUGAUUUACAUCAACGUGCCUUUAAAAGGAGCCAAAGCUGCGAAAGUGGACAUCGUGUCGACAGAUGAGUACCUGAAGGUUCAUUUCCCUCCGUACCUGUUUGAAGCCUUCUUGUCUGAACCUGUGGACGACGACAGAAGCACAGCGAGGAUUGGAAAUGGAGCGGCAGUCAUCAGUUUAGCAAAGAGGACCAACAAAGUGUGGGAGCAGCUCAUGAUAACUACGAACGACAAAGAGCAGCAGAAGGAGGUCAGACACCGAGCUCUGCUGAGACACCAGGACAAACUGUCCUCAGCGUCCAGGCAGGAGGCUGAGAAGCAGCAGGCGGAGAGGAGGUUCGCUCUGGAGACCAUGAUGAAGAUCGAAAGGGAGGAAAGAGAGAACGUCCAGAGGAUGAAGGACGCCGAGCGGGAGAGGACGACGGCCGAGCUGGUGGCGUGGCGGCUCAGACAGAACCAGGAAGCAGAACCAGGAAGUAGGAGUCAGAGUCUGAACCAGCAGAGAGACGGGACAAAGGGGACGGAGACGGGGCCUCCAGGCGGAGGGAGGGUCAGACCAGAGCAAAAAGGAAAAAGUGACGAGAAGAAGAAAGAGACCGAGCUUCCUCCUCCAAGACCCAGCGGGAACAUUCACAUCACCUUCACCCCACGAGUUUUCCCCACAGCCCUCAGGGAGUCCAGGGUCCAGGAGGAGGACGAGUGGCUCCGUAAAGAAGCUGAAAGCAGACGAUCAGUAAACGCUGACAUGUUGGAUCUGAAGGAGCUGAAGGAGGAGGAGAGGAACCCAGACUGGCUGAAGGACCGAGGAGAUCAGCGGUUCCGGGCGGGAGACUUCCUGGGGGCGGUGAACGCCUACAGUCUGGCCAUCAGGCUGAACGGGAACAUCCCGGCGCUCCACUCAAACAGAGCCGCAUGUCACCUGAAGCUCAGGAACCUGCACAAGGCCGUGCAGGACUCCACCCAGGCUCUGGAUCUCCUGACUCCUCCAGUCGCCGCCAACGCCGCCGCCAGAAUGAGAGCCAGCGUACGCAGAGGAACAGCCUUCUGUCAACUACAGCUCUACGCUGAAGGGCUUCAGGACUUCCAGGCGGCUCUGAGGAUCGAACCUGACAACGCGUCUCUGCAGGAAGACGUUCAGAGGAUCAGAGACAUCGUUCAAGGCUCAAACCUCACAGACCAUAAUUAAAUGCAUCUCAUCUCAAAUACAUCGUAAACUUCUACUUUUAUCCAGGAAGGAAUUAAAUGGAAUUUAAUUACUGCUUCAUUUAAUGUAAAUUUAGUGAAAAACUAACCGUAAAAUACACUGAAAUAAAGUAAAAUAA